Molecule: messenger RNA, 1023 nt
Organism: Clarias gariepinus (North African catfish)
Lineage: Eukaryota; Metazoa; Chordata; Actinopteri; Siluriformes; Clariidae
Product: trace amine-associated receptor 13c-like
Exons: 1
Coding region: 1-1023 (340 amino acids)
Biological process (GO): G protein-coupled receptor signaling pathway
Cellular component (GO): membrane
Molecular function (GO): trace-amine receptor activity
Source: RefSeq, a predicted model, not a curated record
AUGCCAGAGCCUCUUAGUUUUUUACAUGAAGAAGCAGAUUUUAAAGUUUACUGUUUUCCUGAAUUCAAUGCCUCUUGUAUAAAAAUCCCUCACAAUGUAUCAACUCAAACUGUGCUGUAUUUGUUGCUGUUGUCUGCAAUGACCAUUACAAUUCUAGGGAACUCUGUUGUCAUUAUCUCCAUAGCACAUUUUAAACAACUUCACACACCUACAAACAUUUUGGUGAUGUCUCUGGCACUGGUGGAUCUGCUUCUGGGAAUCACAGUCAUGCCGUUCAGCAUGAUCAGGUCUGUGGAAGGAUGCUGGUACUACAGUCAAGAAUUCUGUUUUUUACACUCUAGUUUUGACCUGUGCCUUACUGGAGCAUCAAUUUUCCAUUUAAUUUCUAUUGCAAUUGAUCGAUAUCAAGCCGUGUGUUAUCCUCUUCAAUACCCUACAAAAAUGACCAAACCUGUUGCAUGGUUUAUGGUGGCUGUGAGUUGGAUUACAGCAGCAAUGUGUUCCUAUACUCUCUUGUUUACAAAACCAAGUGAAGACAAUGGAUUACCAAAUUGCUUGGGAAGUUGCACCCUUUUAAUGAAUGCAUUAUGGGCUAUUUUAAGUAUCGUUAUAGGAUUCAUUUUACCAUGUUGUGUUAUGAUUUGUCUUUAUGCUCAAAUAUUUUUAAUUUCAAAGAAGCAUGCAAGAAAAAUGGAGGGGGUGAAGCAGGGCAGAGAUGAUUUGACCAAGUUUUCACAAAAAGAAAAACAUGAGAACAAAGCAGUAAAAACUCUUGGGAUUGUUGUAGGAGCCUUUAAUUUUUGCUGGAUGCCCUUUUUCCUUAUCUCUCUACUUGAUCCUUUUAUUAACUUUGCAACCCCUUCAUUACUUUUUGAUGUCUUUAGCUGGUUAGGUUACAUUAAUUCCACUUUAAACCCUAUCAUAUAUGGCUUUUUCUACCCUUGGUUCAGAAAAACACUAUCUCUCAUUGUUACACUAAAAAUAUUUACUCCUCAUUCAUCUGAUACAAAAGUAUAUACAUAG